This is a messenger RNA of Aedes albopictus (Asian tiger mosquito), 1215 nucleotides long. RefSeq lists its product as uncharacterized. The transcript is spliced from 3 exons. The record is from RefSeq and is a predicted model, not a curated record. NCBI's taxonomy places the organism in Eukaryota, Metazoa, Arthropoda, Insecta, Diptera, Culicidae. Bases 25 to 1215 code for a protein of 396 amino acids.
CGUAAACCAAAAAUCAAAGUAAACAUGCCGCGAGUUUCGAGAAAACGUAAAGCCGCGAUGUUACGGUGCAUCCGGCGGAAGGAAACCACGGUGGAGACUGUUCCGGAUGAAAUUCGAUCGAGGACAUCACCAACAAACGCAGCUGAAUGGGAAAUUGAGCAGCCGUACGGGAAAAUUGAAGAUCCCUACAUGGACUUCAAUGCAGUUCCUGGUUUUGCUUUGAUGGACUGUAAUCCGGGCUCGGGCGUUCCGUUGCCGUCAGCAGAGGACAGCAUAGUGCCAAGUGAACUUUUUGACGCACACACAAGCAGUGUUGCGGAGCUGCAGAUCGAGGAUUUUAAUGCAUUUCCAUUACCGGAAAUACCGUUUGAUCCCAUGUUCGACUGCUGGGCGGAAAAUUAUGGUUCAGAUGUGCAAAAAGAACCCGCAACGGCAUCUCGACCAUUUGCUUGGACAGCGGAGAAAAAUCCACCAGCACCCGCCCACACUCCCAGUUGCAUUCAACCAUUUGCAGUAGCUGACAUGCAAAUAAAUCAAAGCAACACGCUGGACGAAGUUGGACAUUCUUUAUCUAUCCGAAACACGACAAUUUCUACGGAGUUCCGCUUUGAAUCCGCUCCGCUGUCGCCACUAUUGGCUGAUACUUCUGCAGAUCUACAAGGAGAAUGUUCUGAGUCGAGCCGUACGGAUUGUGCGUUAGGGGAAAAUACUGAUGAUGGUCCGGUUGAUCAGUGCCCUAGUCCGGAAGGACAUCCGGUGUCUCCAUCUGCGGUGGAGAAAUUUUCGAGAAACUACUCGUUUGAUGACAGCAUUGAAAUAGACUGUUGCCAUCAAAACCUAGACAAUCGUUGUGAGGAAAGGCUUGUUGAAGAUCAGACUUACAAGCCUCAUCAUACUAAUCGAACAAGAUCGAAAGUGAUGAUUAUCGACAUCCCAGGGAGGCCGUCUGGAGCACACGGAUAUCAGCAGUUAGACUGCUAUUGUGACGCUUGCAUCAAGUGUGCCGAGUUCGAAAAGCAGACCCCAGCUACUCCUGACAAGAAGACGUCAAAUCCGGACACUCAGGAUGGCAAACCGACCGAAGCAAGGAUGCGUGAAAUAUACCGUAAAUUUAACGAAAUUGAGCUCCAUAUUGGCACCUACGAUCAUACGCGAACAUUCGUGAAAACUACCACUGAAAGUCGUCGUAAAUCAGCCGCAACUGCAAGAGGGUAA